UUCUGCGUAAAAUGGUACAGCCCGUAAGGUUACCGGAAGUUGUUUCAGCUGCCAUGUUUGGUUGCUUUGUUGUAGGCUUCCACUAGGUUUCCUCCAGAAUCACUAAGUGGAAAUGGAGCCGAGCUGGAGUACGUUUCUUUUCCAACAGGCCAAUGAAGCCCUCCACCACCAGCACCAGGUGGCCCAGAACAGCCUACUGCCUCUUCUUAACGCAGGGAGCGAACCAAUCGACCAAAAGCCUAUUCUGCCCAUCCAACUCGAACAGAAAGCCCCCCCCAAUGCUGCAGAUCUCCUCAAAGACAAUGUGGCGGGGGGAGGAGGCGCACGGCCGUUGCUUGGAAUAAAGAAGGAGCACAAAGGCAAAACACCCUUCGUUUGUGGAUACUGCAACAAGGCCUUCCGUGACAGCUACCACCUCCGACGCCAUGAGUCCAGCCACACGGGUAUCAAAAUGGUGUCACGGCCAAAGAAGACUGCCCAGACGGCCCCCACCAUGGUCCCAAUGAUCUCCACCAUGACACGAGAGAACAAUGGCAACGCUUCCUACAUCUCCACAGCGGCGGGCAUCCUCUCCACAGCAACCACGUCCGUUUCUUCGGGCGCAGGCAUCAUGGCAUCGUCCGCAAUGGGCAACAUACAACAGCAGGCUGUCCCCAAGAAACCUGCCAAGCCUGUCAAGAAAAACCAUGGGUGUGAGAUGUGCGGCAAAGCCUUCCGUGAUGUUUACCACCUGAACCGCCACAAGCUCUCCCAUUCGGAUGAAAAGCCCUUCGAGUGCCCUAUCUGCCAUCAGCGCUUCAAAAGGAAGGACCGCAUGACCUACCACGUUCGCUCUCAUGAUGGUGGGGUCCAUAAGCCCUACGUGUGCUCCGUCUGUGGGAAAGGCUUUUCCAGACCAGACCACUUGAGUUGCCACGUGAAGCACGUUCAUUCUUCCGAACGACCGUUCAAAUGUCAAGUGACGGCGUGCACCUCUGCUUUUGCCACCAAAGACCGGCUGCGUUCUCACAUGAUCAGACAUGAGGGCAAGGUGACGUGCAGCAUCUGUGGGAAGAUGCUGAGUGCGGCGUACAUCACCAGCCAUCUGAAGACUCACGGACAGAGCAACUUCAGCGCUUGCAACAAAGACGGCAGCGAGGUCUGCAACUCGGCCUCCGCCACCCCGGUGACCGUCACGGCUCCCAUCACCACGGCGCUGAACCGCGGCAACCCCAACAACAACGCCGUCACCAUUAGCGCCAACACGGUCAACAUCACCUCGCCGGUCAGCCUUCAGCACCCGGUCACCAUCACCGGGCCCGUCAACAUCACCUCCGUCAACAUCCCCGCCACCGCGCCCAUGAACAUCGCCCACCCGGUGGCCAUCACCACCCCCAUGCCAAUGAAUAUCGCCGGCCCGCUCAAUAUUGCCAUGAGACCGGUGGACAGCAUGCCUUUCCUGUCCCAGGUCUUGCCGUCUUCUCCACCUUGGUAGAUGUGAGAAGAAAAGGAAGCUUAGACUCCUCACCAGUCGCCCCCCCGUGGAGUGGACGUGGAUGCUUUGCGGCAGGGGCCACCCUCCAAGCCACCCGAGAAGACUUGAGUAGAACCCCAGGAGGACUGACCUUGACGUGGGGACAGGCGUAGGAAGUAGCGUAGUUGCUUGGAGGGACGAAACUGUGACGUGUGGCACCACGGGGGAGGAGGUGCUUGUUGUUAACUCUAGCCUGCUAAUCAUCUUUCACGUAGGAAUAGUACUAAGGGACAGAUAGUAGUUACUACACUCUUCAGGUACUGCUAACGUGUACUUUAUCAUGACAUAGUAAUGUAUUUUUACCUCCCCUUGACUCUGAAAUCUUUCUAUUUUUAUAUUUGUGUUGUUUAUUUGUUGAAUGCCAGCUUUCAUCACUCUCCCCCCACCUGCACUGAGCACACGCAGCAGUAUUACUACAGUACCCACGGUACCCACUGACACUAUGGGGCCACCUAGUGGCUGACUGGGGAAACUUCCUCAUCUUUUUUUAUCCUUUGUGUCCUUUUGCCCCCAAAAGACUCAGGAAAGACGCAUGGUAAAGGAAUGUGUUCGGCACAUCUUCAUUCUGGGAUUCCUUCUGUUACCUUGGACAAAGCUACUUGAUGUCAGCUUCCCUUUGGAGUGCCGUCCACACGACUUCCUCUUGACUGGCACACGUACGCCACCCUGGAGGGGGAGAGAAACCUUGUGAGAUCAGGAGAAGGUUUGCAAAUGUCUCCUUUGAGAGUGAGCAACAUUUUGAGAAGCAUCCUGACAAAGUUUAGCCAAAACUUUCCAGAGAAACUUUUACAAGAUCCUGAAAAGGUUUCUCUAGAAAUGUCCUGAGAAGUAAGAUAAGACUUUCAGUCCCACAAGGGUAGCUUUCUUUGCUUCUGGUCUCCGGGGUUCUAUCUUCAUGAUGGCAUUCCACUUUGAGGUUGGCCUGAAUUGUCGAAGCUCAAGCGUGUUUGAUGGGAAGGUGGUUCAUGCAAGUGGAGACCUGUGGAAAGAACCUGGCCGUGUUGGGUUAGUUCCCGUUGGUCAGCAUCUGACUGCGUUUCAAAGUUGAUAUGCGGUGCGAGUGUGACAUGAGGAGACCCCGUCCCGUUGGAGAAGAAGUCUUUUCAAGUGCUUCUCCAGAGGCUGAAGAUCAAUCACCUCCAAGGUGCUGGAGACCAAGGCUCAACAAAACCAGGAUCUCACAAAACCUUCUCAGGAUGACUUUUUGUGUUGUUUGAAAUGCUGACCCGUUAGGCGUCUGUACAUGUUGGUGGCACGGGAACAUGAAGAGCAGAACAAGUGUGGUCUGGUAGAGCUCGCAUGUUCCUCUUUCACAGCAUCCCAAGCGGACUGAAACCAAGAUGGGUGAUGUUUACACGCCCUAACAUUGACAGCCAACCGGACUUCCAUCAGGGACGCAUUACAAGCAUAACCGUCCAUGAGAUGAGCAUGUGCUGGACAACGGCGUAUCUACUGUCCGUGUACGUUUGAGAUCUUUUCAGUAGAAAAACAUCAGUCUCAGGCGGCAGAGAGGCUGAGACUGCAUGAGUCCAAACACUAGGUCUGCCUUUUAUUUUGAACAAUGCCUUGUUGUCUCGACAGUGUUGCAAAACAUAUGCAUGACUGUCCUUUUGGGAAGAAAAUAGUGUAUUUUUUCUUACUGUAUGAUGUAGACACUAUAAAUAGCUCUGUUGCCAAAUGUGAUGAAGAAUAAUGUGACGAACUGAGCAUUUCCUGUUGAACUCAACACUCUUCAGUUGAAGCAGUUGAAUGUAUAGCUUUGUACAAAACUAUUUUAGCUCUGAGGGUAUGCUAGUGAAGAUAGACCUGAAGGAUAAAACAACACUUUUUUAAUAAAAACAUUUUGUAUUAGAAGAUUAACAUUGGUCAUUUUGUAUAUAGAAGAAAAGUGGUUAGCAGAACGCUGAAACAUUCCUGCAUUUUUUUCAAUGUAUGCCAGAUGUAUGUCAGAUGAUUCCAUGGACACGCAAUGUUAUGUGCCUUUUAUUUGGUUUGUCUAA
Messenger RNA from Doryrhamphus excisus (bluestripe pipefish), 3513 nucleotides. RefSeq names its product vascular endothelial zinc finger 1-like. The record is from RefSeq and is a predicted model, not a curated record. Gene Ontology annotation, cellular component: nucleus. NCBI's taxonomy places the organism in Eukaryota, Metazoa, Chordata, Actinopteri, Syngnathiformes, Syngnathidae. Gene Ontology annotation, biological process: regulation of transcription by RNA polymerase II. Gene Ontology annotation, molecular function: RNA polymerase II cis-regulatory region sequence-specific DNA binding; DNA-binding transcription activator activity, RNA polymerase II-specific.